Molecule: messenger RNA, 2206 nt
Organism: Neoarius graeffei (lesser salmon catfish)
Lineage: Eukaryota; Metazoa; Chordata; Actinopteri; Siluriformes; Ariidae
Gene: pcbp2
Product: poly(rC) binding protein 2
Exons: 12
Coding region: 220-1176 (318 amino acids)
Biological process (GO): regulation of gene expression; regulation of RNA metabolic process
Cellular component (GO): cytoplasm; nucleus; nucleoplasm
Molecular function (GO): mRNA binding; single-stranded DNA binding
Source: RefSeq, a predicted model, not a curated record
CGCGUUUCGUUGUCUUUGUACCAGGAGAGUGGAGUCGGAUCACGCAAUUGUGUGUCUUCCCUCUUCCCCGAAUCCUCUCUAAAUUCCCUCCCGAACCUUUCCCCUUUUUACCCUAUAAACCCUACCCCUCCCCUGAACUCAUCGCCAGGGUUGGAACAGGUUCAACAGUGGUGACCAAAGAGCAUACAGUGGAACCAGGUAUAUCUCCAAAGCACAGGGAUGGACUCCAGCGUGAUUGAAGGUGGACUCAAUGUCACUCUCACCAUCAGGCUGCUUAUGCAUGGUAAAGAGGUUGGCAGCAUUAUUGGAAAGAAAGGUGAAUCUGUGAAGAAGAUGCGAGAAGAGAGUGGAGCUCGCAUCAAUAUCUCGGAAGGGAACUGCCCAGAGCGCAUCAUCACCCUGGCAGGACCCACCACUGCCAUUUUUAAAGCCUUCUCCAUGAUCAUUGAUAAACUCGAAGAGGACAUUAGCAGCUCCAUGUCUAAUAGUACAGCCACCUCAAAGCCUCCUGUCACACUGCGCAUUGUUGUGCCAGCCAGCCAGUGUGGUUCUCUUAUCGGUAAAGGUGGAUGCAAGAUCAAAGAGAUCAGAGAGUCAACGGGAGCUCAGGUACAGGUGGCUGGGGACAUGCUGCCUAACUCUACUGAAAGAGCCAUUACCAUUGCUGGGACACCGCUCUCCAUCAUCGAGUGUGUCAAACAGAUCUGUGUUGUCAUGCUGGAGUCUCCUCCCAAAGGUGUCACCAUCCCGUAUCGACCCAAACCCUCAGGUUCGCCUGUUAUCUUUGCUGGAGGACAGGCAUAUGCGGUGCAGGGACAGCAUGCCAUUCCCCAACCUGAUCUCACUAAACUUCAUCAGUUGGCAAUGCAGCAAAGUCCGUUUCCUCUGGCCCCAAGUAGCCAGGGAUUCACUGCUGGCAUGGAUGCCACCACACAGACUGGAUCUCAUGAACUGACCAUUCCAAAUGAUUUGAUUGGCUGCAUCAUUGGCCGUCAAGGUGCCAAGAUAAAUGAGAUUCGCCAGAUGUCCGGAGCUCAGAUCAAGAUUGCCAAUCCUGUUGAAGGCUCUAAUGAUCGCCAAGUCACCAUCACUGGCUCCCCAGCCAGCAUCAGCUUGGCUGAAUACCUCAUCAAUGCUAGACUUUCUUCUGAGGCAACAGGACUGGCUACAAACUGAACUUCUCGUACGCCGCCAUAUCUCCAUUAGCCAGUUACCCCCCCCACCCCCGCUACCUAUAUACACACACAAACAAGUGUGCACACGUGCACUCACUUUCUGCAAAAAAAAAAAAAAAGCAACAAAGUAUUCUCAACCCAGCUUUUGUCCUCACCCAUGCAGGCUGUGCUUCAUAAAUAUAUUUUCUGGAAGUUAAUAUGCAUAGGUAUUUUAUUUAUUUAUUUCAUGGACAUGUUUUUAAAAUCCCUUUUGCGUAUAGUUUUUAACACUUUGGUUUUCAACAUAUCCUGUUGUACACAAUAUGAUUUAAAAGUACUGGGAAAAUUUUUUUUUUUAAAGAUUUUUGUAAGAUUUUUCUUACAAAACAUAUGGGGGGAACUAAUAACAUAAAUUAACUGCUUUUUCAGUGUACCAUACAAAUUGUCUAUUUUAAUUUAUAUCCAGGAAACUGUCGAUUUGUGUAGACAAGCUCCUAUUUCACGUUUCUUGGUUCUUUUGUCCUUCGUUUUCCCCCUUUGUUACUUUGUCACCCAAUUUGUGAAGUAUUUCAGUGGAUUGAAGGCAGCAGUGUAUUUGUUGAUUGCUGGUCAAAUGUCUCCUCUUGUCAUUCCUGUUUAUUUUAUUUUUUUCUCCCCCCCAGAAGCUGAAGGCCAUUUUGAUAGAGGGAUGGGCAAGAGCAUCGUGUCAGACAUUUCUGAUAAAUUGAUAAAUAAUGCUGAUGUGAUGAGUUGAUUAAUAUUUCUUUUAAACAGAGAGAAUAUUUUUUUUAACCUAUUGGGGUGGGGAGCCUGCAAAGGAUUCCAAACUGACUCAUUGUUUAUAUGGUGUGACUGAUUAAUCAACUAGAAGGAUCAUUCUAGAAGUAACACUAGUUUCCUCUUUUCUCAGUUUGCUUGGUUAAAAUUUUUAUUUUGUAAAGGAGAACCUAAAAUCUUUUUUGUGCACGUUUUCAGAAUAUUCUAGAUUUGAAGUGCAACAGGAAUGAAAAAAAACUAUAAAAUGCAAAUUAAAAAGAUGUGAAAUGCUGAAA